Amphibalanus amphitrite is the source of this 2692-nucleotide messenger RNA. RefSeq names its product chondroadherin-like protein. NCBI's taxonomy places the organism in Eukaryota, Metazoa, Arthropoda, Thecostraca, Balanomorpha, Balanidae. The transcript has 8 exons. Gene Ontology annotation, molecular function: protein binding. The coding region runs from base 99 to 1739 and encodes 546 amino acids. The record is from RefSeq and is a predicted model, not a curated record.
CGCGCGCCGCCUCUGGGCCGCGGCCGCCCGGGGCGCCGCGCCGCCGGCAGUUCGGGCCGCGGCAGCCGGCGGGGACGGAGGCCGGGUCAGUGGCAGCCAUGCAGGUCGUGCUGUGUCUCUGCGUACUGCUGGGGCUGCUGCGGUGGCUCGACGCGCUGCCCACCACCGGCUGUGCCAGGGCCAGUUUCGGCCCCGGAGCGAUCUCAGAGAUCCGCUGUGUGGGCGACCGAUGGAGCCCGGCGUCCGAGGAGGUCGACUGCACCGUGAAGGAGGAGGACGGCUUGGUCCACAGGACCCGGCUGCGGCUCUCCGGCUGGGGCGGCCCUCUGGGCGCUCAGCUGCUCGGCGACAAGCCGCGGCCGGUCAAACAGCUGGAGCUGAGCGGCACCGCGCUCAGCUCGCUGCCCGAGGCGCUGUUCGCCGGUCUGGGCUCGGCGCAGCUGCUCCGGCUCGACGACAACCGUCUGUCGGCCGUGCCGGAGGCGGCGCUGGCCACUCUGCCGCGCCUACAGACGCUCACCAUGAACGGUAACCGGAUCGGGCGGCUGGCGCGCGGGCGGCUGGGCGCCGCGCCGUGCCUGCGCCACCUCUCUCUGGCCGCGAACGGACUGCGCCGGAUGGAGCAGGGAGCCCUGCCGGCCGGUCUGCGGCACCUCAGCCUGACGGACAACCAGCUGCACACGCUGAACGGCACAGUCAGUCAGCUCACCAGUCUCCGCUGGCUGUUCGUCUCCAACAACCAGCUGACCUCUCUGCGCGGCCAGCUGCCGGAGGGCGGCCAGCUGACCUCCCUGAUUGCCUACGACAACCGUCUGGAGUCGGUGGACGGCCUGCAGGAGGCGGCCGGCCUGGACCGGCUCAGUAUCGGCUCGAACCGGCUCCGCUCGAUCGGCCACCUCCGACUGCACCGGCUCAGCAGACUCGACGUCUCCCGCAACCUGAUCGACCAGCUGUCGGUGGAUCAGCUGCAGGGGCUGCCGGCGCUGAAGGAGCUGAACCUGGACGGCAACCAGCUGCGGCAGUUGGGCCCCAUCCUGACCGUGCUGCCCGCGCUCACCAAGCUGAACCUCUCGCACAACCAGCUGAGCUCCGUCGCCGAGCUGGCACCGGACCGCCACCAGGGCCGGGUAUUUUCACACUCACUUCGGGAGCUGUUCGCUGUUGGGAAUCGCAUCACCUCCGUGGGCCAACUGAACCUGCCGAAACUCGUCAAGCUCAACCUCUCAAACAACCAGCUCGUCGAGUUAUCGGCGGCCAACUUUGCCGGUCUGCCGUCGCUGGAGGUGCUGGCUCUAUCUGGGAACCGUCUGCAGCGCAUUGGCCAGCUGCUGGAGGCGCUGCCGGCUCUCGUCAGCGCCGACCUGUCCGACAACAGCCUCACCUCCGUGACGCCGCUCAGUCCGCGCGAGCAGCUGCCGCACGAGAGCAAGCCGCGCCUGCUGCAUCUGCAGACCCUGCUGCUCAACAACAACCGCCUGCAGCAGCUGGACGUAUCGCUGCACCGCCUGCCGGCGCUCUGCGUGCUGGACGUGAGGAACAACACCGUCAUCCGGCUGCGCUGGCACAGCCACCCGGACUGGCGCUGCAGCCUCCAGCAUCGCAAACUGCGCGCAACCGGCAACCCAGUGCACUGCGGUGACCAGGAGGUGCGGCACUCCCUGAGACAGGCCGCGAUCAACUUCACCGUCGACCUGCCGCUGUGCGGGGGUGUCUCUGCGGCGCCGGUCAGCUCCGGCUGAGGGGCACCGGCCACACACUGACGAACCCCAGCCGCCAGCUCGGCCGGCGCAGACAGUCGCCAAGUGACCGUUGGCAUCCGCCGGUCGCCGCAGACUGGCGCGGAUCCACCGGCACGCCUCAGCGGGCGCAGCGCGCCUGACCCGAGCGCGGCGCUAUGUUGUUGUUGUCCUUUAUUUAUGCUGUGACGGCGGAGCAGCCGAUAGCUCGCCGUCACCGCACCUGUGUGCUGCAUACGCAUUGAUCACCUUCAUAGCAAACGGACCUGGCCGCUGCGCGAGCGGCCGACGUCGCCAUUAGUAGUGUCCGCGUUAUAGUCCAGCGGCCGGGGCUGCUGUAAAAGCGUCGGCUCGAGAUCAUGGCUGCAGCUUCUAGACAGCCCAUAAACAUUGUGCAGUAAACAAGCCGCGGCCCGGGCCAUAGCCCCGCUGGGGCGCUGAAGGCACUCGGCUGGACCAGUCUCAUUUUCGGAUUUUGUGUGCAUGUAUGUAUUGUGUGCUCGUGUGCUGUGCUUGUGUGUGUUUGUUUUUCCCACCGUCAUUAAACGCUGCCGGCAGUUGGAUCGAGUCAACCGUAUUUGAAGUUCUAAAGCGUGCCGCGAUUCUGCUCUAUACGGUCUUGACCGCACCUCGCACCAUUGUAUUGUUAGUGGGAUCCUACGCCAGGCAAUAACUUGAUAUGUUUGGCCCAACGCUUGUUUGUUUAUUUGUUUGAUUAUGAUGAUAAUGUGAUGAGGGAUCUGAAGCUUGUGCUAACUGUUCGGAUCUUACCCUUCGCCCUGGUGAGGCGAGAGUGGAGUAAUUCAGUCUGUUCGACGUUCGUCUUACCCUGCGCUCACCAUACUAUUGGGUGAUUCGUUCCAGUCAAUUUAUAGCUUGAGAGGUGGAAUAUCAUUUUAUAGUCAACUGUAUAUACGUAAUGUGAUUCCAAAUAAAACAACAUAACGCUCGCCGUA